AUGAAGAAGACCAGCCUGGACCUCCAAAAGCCGACAGCCAGGAGUACAGUGCCUGGUGCACCGAAGGAGCUCAAUUCAAUUAAACUGACUCAUAGAGGCUGCAUUGCUUGCCCUGUAACAGGCAGCUCCUCCAAGUUCAGCGCCGAGGCGGGUCGAGCCAAGAAGCGAGGACCCGGGGGGUGGGGGAGGGUGGGGGCACGGGGCCGCCAGGCAGGUGGGACAGGGUGCCGACUCGCCGCCCCCCCAGGACGCCCUGCAGGGCUGGCCAUUCAUUCUCGCCCGCGCUCCCUCGGCCCGCCCGGCCCCGCGCCUCGCCGCUGCCGGCCUGCGAGGGGCGGUGGGGGGCAGGCAGCAGCAAAGCCCGCUCCCAACUUGGCCCGUUCUCCCCGCUCACUCGGAUCCCCACAUCCUCCUCUCCCUCUGCAGACAGCGGGCGGCCCGCGGCAGACAAGGGAGUGGUGGCGGGACCCUCCCUGCCACCCCGCUAAGCCGCUCCACCGGGCGCGCCGUCCCUCGCCGGAGCCCCAGACACAAAGGCGGGGCCGCGAGCCGGCUCCCCGCUCCGGGAAGAGCCUCCCGACUCGCGGCGCCGCGCACUCACCCCAUCCAGGCGGCGGCGGCGGCAGCUCCCGGGCCGCGCUGGCUGCGCCACUCGGCCCGCCGCUUCCCCAGGAAAACGCGGCCGCCGGCCUCGCUUCCUGCUCGGCUUCCUGCGCCUCGGUCCCUCCUCCUCCCCCGCUGCGGGGGUCAGUGGGCGCCACGGCUCCCGGGCUGGGCCGGCGGGGCGGGGGCAGCGGCAGCACCACCACGUGGCCGCCCGGCGCCGGCCCCCGCCGACCUGGAUCCAGCAGGAGCGAGAAGGGAGGUGCUCGCCUCUCCCCUCCCCUUCCACCCCGCGCGGCCCCAAAUUCCGCGAGUCAGGUGACCCGGCCCCGCGCUGCGGCCGGGACCCGCGGGGGGUGCUGCGGCCGUUCCCUGCGGCCGUUUCGUUUUCCCGGGAUCGUGGCCCCUUCACCGCGGACGUGUCCCAUCAUCAUCACCGUCACCUGA
This is a messenger RNA of Panthera uncia (snow leopard), 1050 nucleotides long. Its product is annotated as translation initiation factor IF-2-like. Lineage: Eukaryota; Metazoa; Chordata; Mammalia; Carnivora; Felidae. The transcript has 2 exons. Bases 1 to 1050 code for a protein of 349 amino acids. The record is from RefSeq and is a predicted model, not a curated record.